AUGCAUCUCGUAGGCGUGAAGAGCAUGACAAUGGACCAACUGAAAUCUUACCACUCAGCGAGGCUUGACUCACUCUGCCCUGGUCACCCUGAGAUCGAAAACGAGGGUGUGGAGGUCACAACUGGGCCGUUGGGCCAGGGGCUCGCCAAUGCCGUUGGACUUGCAAUGGCCAGCAAGAACCUUGCCGCCACAUACAACAAGCCCGGUCAUGAAGUGGUGAAUAAUAUGACAUGGUGCAUGGUGGGUGACGCCUGUCUCCAAGAAGGUGUCGGCUUGGAAGCGCUCUCACUGGCCGGUCAUUGGAAGCUCAAUAACCUUUGUGUGAUCUUUGACAAUAACUCUGUCACCUGUGACGGGACAGCAGAUGUUGCCAAUACGGAAGAUAUAAACAUGAAGAUGCGAGCUACCGGCUACAACGUAGUAGACGUGUACAAUGGAGACACCGAUGUCGCUGCCGUGGCGGUCGCCCUAAUUGCUGCCCGAUCCAGUGAUAAGCCUACGUUCCUCAACAUUCGUACUGUGAUUGGAUUUGGGGCGCACAAUGCAGGUACAGCCGAAGUCCAUGGAGCUGCACUCGGAGUUGACGAAGUGGCCAACCUCAAAAGGUCGUUUGGACUCGACCCAAACGAGCACUUCCAUAUUCCAGGGGAUGUGUACGACUUCUUCCGUGAUAUUCCCGGUCGUGGGAAGACCCACGAAGCGAACUGGGAGGCAGUAGUGACCAAACAUCGGAUUAAAAACCCAGUGCUGGGUGCUGAAUUCGCGCUCCGUGUUGCAGGAAAGAUGUCGGACGACUGGUCCAAGCUAAUUCCUUGCAAGGAGGAGCAGCCUACAUCACCUACAGCAUCUCGGAAGUCUGCAGGGGUAGUGACAAAUGCCCUCGCAGGAAAUCUUAACUCGUUUUUGGUCGGCACCGCGGAUCUGACUCCUUCGUGCAAUGUUGCUUAUAAAAGCAAGGUCGACUUCCAAUCUCCCGAUCUUCGAACUGCAUGCGGCCUGGACGGAGAUUACAGCGGUCGGUAUGUUCACUACGGUAUUCGCGAGCAUGCCAUGUGCGCGAUCACCAACGGGCUUUCCGCAUUCAACAAAGGAACAUUCAUCCCUAUGACAAGUACAUACUUUGUCUUUCACUUGUAUGCCGCGGCCGCCGUGCGGAUGGCCGCACUCCAAGGUCUCCAGCAAAUUCACAUUGCCACCCAUGACAGCAUUGGUGUUGGUGAAAAUGGACCUACGCACCAGCCCAUUGCCGUUGCAGCUCUCUACCGUGCUAUGCCUAAUCUCCUUUACAUCCGUCCAUGUGAUGCAGAAGAAGUGGCAGGCGCUUAUAUCUCUGCUAUUCGAGCAACUGAGACACCUACGGUCAUCUCGCUCUCCCGUCAAGCAUUGACCCAAUAUCCCCAGAACUCUUCACGUGAGGGUGCAAUGAAAGGAGGAUAUGUAUUUGCAGAGGGCGAUGAUGGGGAGUUUGACGUCACAUUGAUUGGAGUGGGCUCUGAAAUGGUUUUUGCGAUGCAGACCCGAGAAUUGCUCAGCAAAAAGUACAGUAUCCGGGCACGAGUUCUCUCCUUUCCUUGUACUCGGCUAUUUGAACAGCAGUCUCGGGAGUACAAGCUGUCAGUAUUAAAGCCACGCUCUGAUAAGCCUACCAUUGUGAUUGAGGCGUACCCAUCUAACGGAUGGGAGCGCUAUGCCGAUGCAUCGGUGGCUGUGAACAGCUUUGGAAAGAGUCUCCCUUCUGAGGACACUUAUAAGUACUUUGGAUUUGCCCCAGAGGACAUCGCUCCCAAGGUAAAAGACCUAGUGGAGGAAGUCCAGCGAGAGGGCAUUGGAAUGCUGAGGGGCGAUUUCAGGGAAUUUAAUGGGCCCCUCCGAAUCGGCCAUGGCCAUUGA
Messenger RNA from Penicillium salamii, 1890 nucleotides. The record is from the annotation of a GenBank genome assembly. NCBI's taxonomy places the organism in Eukaryota, Fungi, Ascomycota, Eurotiomycetes, Eurotiales, Aspergillaceae.